Molecule: messenger RNA, 2973 nt
Organism: Pantherophis guttatus
Lineage: Eukaryota; Metazoa; Chordata; Lepidosauria; Squamata; Colubridae
Gene: GCNT2
Product: glucosaminyl (N-acetyl) transferase 2 (I blood group)
Biological process (GO): transforming growth factor beta receptor signaling pathway
Cellular component (GO): membrane
Molecular function (GO): acetylglucosaminyltransferase activity
Source: RefSeq, a predicted model, not a curated record
UUUUCCCAGGGGCGAGGCUGAAUCGCCGAUAUUUCCAGGGAGGCCGAGCGAAGGCUGGAGUGGGGGGGGGAAAGAGACGCAGAUGCGGGAACGUCCGCUGCUAAGUAGCCCUGGAUCCACCGGCACCGCGCGGUCGAAGCCGGGCCGGAGCGCUUUGCUUAGCAACCGGCUGAGGAAAAAAUAAUAAAAAUAAAAAGGCGGCGAGGUUUUGGCGCGGCGGCUGAAGAGAAAAAAGCCUGGUGGGCUGAAUGCAUCGCUUGGGCGUCCGCGGAAGGACCCACCGCCGCUCCGGGCUUUAGGUCCGGUCUCUUACUCCGGGCUUGUGGGCCGUCCCCGGGAGACUAUGCGGUCUGGGAAGCCUCCUUACAUCUUCGCCGUCUUCGUGCUGAGCGGUCUCUCGGCGCUGCUGCUCCUGUUCCUCGGGCAACCUCCCCCGGACUCCAAACAGACGCCGCCGGCUGGGUUACCCCGCCUGCCUCAGCUCCGGGAGAGCGAGUUCCUCCGGCGCGCCUGUAGGGCUCUGGCUCAGGGGCAGCAUACCUUCGUUUGGGGAAACUAUCUGCGGACGUCGUUGAACAGAGCCGCCUCCUGCGAAGAUUACGUGACGGGGAGCCACUAUGUGACCAGACCCGUCACUGCCGAAGAGGCCGCCUUUCCCUUGGCCUACAUCUUCACCCUCCACAAAGAGCUGGCCACCUUCGAGCGGCUCUUCAGGGCUAUUUACGCGCCCCACAAUGUCUACUGCGUCCACGUGGAUGAGAAAGUGCCCGCCAGUUACAAGCAAGAGGUGGAGAAAGUGCUGGAGUGCUUCCCCAAUGCCUUCCUGGUCUCCAAAGCGGAGCCUGUGGUUUACGCUGGCAUCUCCAGGCUUCAGGCUGAUUUGAACUGCAUGAAAGACCUGCUGAGAUCCCCCACCCAGUGGAAAUACGUCCUCAACAUGUGUGGGCAAGAUUUCCCCCUGAAAACCAACAAGGAGAUUGUCCAGCACCUGAAAAAGUUUAAAGGGAAGAACCUCACCCCUGGCAUCCUCCCCCCACCUUCCAUAACUUUAAGGACCAAAUUUGUUUACAAGGAGCACAUAGGCAAGCAAGCUUCCUACAUGAGAAGGACUGAGAUCCUAAAAUCGCCACCUCCCCACAACCUCACUAUCUACUUUGGGUCUGCCUAUAUUGCUCUCACUAGGCCUUUUGUGGAGUUCCUUUUCAAUGACUCAAGGGCCAUUGAUUUGCUGCAAUGGUCCAAAGACACUUACAGCCCCGACGAACACUUUUGGGUAACACUCAAUCGGAUUCCAGGUGUCCCCGGUGCCAUGCCGAAUGCGACAUGGGAAGGUAACUUGAGAGCUGUGAAAUGGAGCGAUGCAGAAAAGAGUCACGGAGGAUGCCAUGGUCAUUAUGUCAGAAGCAUAUGUAUCUAUGGAACUGGUGACUUGCCAUGGCUGCUGAAAUCCAAAAAUUUAUUUGCUAACAAAUUUGAACUCAAAACAUAUCCACCCACUGUAGAAUGCCUGGAAUUGAAACUUCGGGAAAGAGCAUUGAAUCAAAGUGAAAUACCAGUUGAACCAAGUUGGUACUUUUAAUUUAAAAAAAAAAACUUAUUGGGGAAGACGGAUAAUAAUAAAAACUGAUCCUUUUAGAACAACUGUUUUUGCCUUGACAUGAAGCAUUUUUUUUUUUUUUGGAUGUUCAAUAUGGAUACUUUUUUUAAUACAUGAAAAAUCUUUGCAUUUUACCGGACCUAAGGAUUCUGCACCAUCUUUAUAUUUCAUUGAAUUUUAUUCAAUUUUUUUUAAAAAAUGUGGUGCUCAUUUCGGAACAGGAUUCUCCUUUUCUUCCAUUUACUGUUUGCUAAUACCCUCAGGGAAUAAAAAAUUAUGAAUAACGAAGUUAAAGAGUAAAUUCAGAUUAUCUUACUAACUGAUGAUGGUUUAAAUGGAAGGAUUAAGACUUUCGUCAUGGAAGAUUCAAAGAUGGGAGUUUGUCGUCUAGCUCAGCUUGCUAUCUGCACCACCUAAGUUUGCUUCUACCUGUACUCUACCUGUUACUACUUGCUUCUGAAUAGGCCAAAUUCUUAGACUCUGCUUUUUCUAUUAUCUGCUAAAUUUGGAAAAAUGGCCUUCUGUACUACUGAAGACCUAUCCACUUUAACAGCAGCAAAUCAGCCUGUGAAUCAGGGUAGGAUAGAAGAUCCGAAAGACUGAAUAAGAGUGUAUAUUUUAAAGAGUAAAAUAUUCACUGGAAAAAUACAUUAAUAUUAUAUUGAUUGUAUGUUUCUACUUUUAUAAAGUUUUGCUUGGCCACUUAAUGAUCCCAGAAAUUAUGUAAAGAAGAGCUUCUAGGUGUACAGAAAUAAUUUAAGAUGGACCAAUGUUUUUUUUAUUUAGGAAGCUAUCACUUAUCUUCAAAGCAAAAGUGCUAACAUUGUCUUUUAUACCAUCUGCUAAUCUGUAAGUCAUUUUCAUUGUUCUUUAGGCAACCUUUCUGGACACAAUUUGAAUUUCAUCCCAUCUACUAUGGAAAAUGUAAAGGAAGAAAUAGCAAUAUAUACUAAAAGUUUUAGGGUGGAAAAAAAAACACUCAAAAGUCCACUUUUUCUGGAGCAACACAGAAAAAAAAUCUUUAUAUUUUAGUUUGAAUAUUAAAAUUCUACCAGGAAAUACCAUGAAAGAUAUUUAUGGCAAUCAUUACACUAAUAAAUAUCUAUCUUUGCAGCAGUCCUUUAAUCAUCAUAUAAUUUCAGUGUCACUAUUUCUAUUGUCUGUAUAUUUCUAUUGUCUAUAUAUUGUCUUAUAUUGUCUGUGUCCCCAUUAUUCUUUCUUAGUUGUUUUACUUUUAACUGAAAUGGAAUUAUUUUUUCCCAUAAAAACAUGGGUUUGCCGACAUUCACUGAUUGAAGGUUAUUGACUGUGAUUCUUUUUUAUUUUAAAAAAUUCAGUUGGCUAAUUUAAUAAAGUAGUAUUCAUCAAACACUGUA